AUGGCACAGCACGGCACAGCGCCCAUCAUCAUGCUAACGAAGCUCAAGAACUACAAGGAGAGGGCUCAAGUUCUCGCUUUUGUCUUCCAGCAUUACUAUUACUCAAGGAAUCCACGAGGGGAGCUGCCACUUUAUAACUGGAUGAAAUUCAUCGCUCUUGGGAUGAAGGAAAGGUUCCCACUUAUAACACAGCUUGAGGCGUCAGUGGCCGGAAGCGAGGCCAUGAAGCCGACUAUAAAGGGGUUAAAGGACGAGUGGGUGCUCCAUCGGGUUCUGCUGCCCCGUUCCGUGUCCAUGUGGGGGACAGAAAAGCCCACCGCUGUGUUUCGGCGAGUUGCAGCCGUUGCUGGGGACGAGAUCGUGUCGUCUCAGCCGUCGGAUGAGCCGAUCCGGAUAGAGCCGAAUCACUUCUGGGUUCUUGCAGACAACCCCGAUGUUCCUGCAGAGGAAGCGUGGGACAGCCGCACUUUUGGCCCCGUGCAUCUAGAGGACGUGCUGGGGAGGGCGGUCUAUGUGGUGCGGUCGAUGCACGACCAUGGGCCCAUCCAGAACAGCCCACAGGCAAUGGUGGAGGACGCAGCAGUGAUGGCUGGUGAAGGGGACUUGGAAAGUGUGCUGCAGAGAGUACGAGCAGUGCAGCUGCGGUGA
Messenger RNA from Closterium sp. Yama58-4, 648 nucleotides. The record is from the annotation of a GenBank genome assembly. NCBI's taxonomy places the organism in Eukaryota, Viridiplantae, Streptophyta, Zygnematophyceae, Desmidiales, Closteriaceae.